This is a messenger RNA of Cuscuta europaea, 3766 nucleotides long. The record is from the annotation of a GenBank genome assembly. NCBI's taxonomy places the organism in Eukaryota, Viridiplantae, Streptophyta, Magnoliopsida, Solanales, Convolvulaceae.
CUCCUAGCUAUGGUCAACACUCGGAAGCUUGCCAAGGCAGUGUCUCCAAUCGCUCCUAUGACUGGGAAAAACAAAUUGAAGUCAGUUAAGAAACUCCAAGCUCAACACAUGGAAACUAAGAUGUUGGAUGAAAUGGAGAAGAACAUAGCCUCUACCGAAGGAGAAGAGGAGGUUAACAUUGAGUUGAGGCCAGAAAAUACCAAAAACAAGGGGGCCAGAAACACUAAGCAACCAACUACCCAAGAUGUGGCAAAUGACAACACAAACAACAACAUAAAGGUAACUUCUUUGGACACCAAUAUUGUGUGCGAAAAUGAUGAUGUAUUAGCAUUGGAAAAAGUUGGUGGGGGGUCUGUCUUACAGAAUGAAAUAGGUAUUUUGGCUGUUGGAAACAUUAAAGAGGUCACUCACCAAUCCAUUAAUGAAGAAAUUGUGCAAAAUGAGGGCUGUUUGGCCGAGAUAGUGAAGACUACAAAUGCUAGUGUGGAGGCUGUUUUGGAGGCUGUUUUGGAGGGGGGUUUUGAUGACCAACCUUUGGGGGUUGUUAGCCCCAUUAAUGUGGUUACUCCUACACCCAUUAAUGAGACCACAUCCUCGGAUUUGGAGCAAGAUAGGGCAAUUGAAAAAGAAAAAAACGUUGAGGUUGAAAAGGAGCCAUGUGAAGAUGAUGUCUAUCUUAAGGCCAUAAAUAGGACCAAGAAAUGGAGUACUAAUGGAGAUGCUUCUAACUCUCAAGGCACCAAACAAACUGUCCAAGCUGCCCCUAAACCAUGGUCCUCCUUAUUUACUAAUAAUAGGGAACCAUCCCAAGGAAUGAAACUUACUUACAUCCCACCUACCGGAGAUAUGGUUGACCUUUCUAACUACACACUUCCCUCCAUGGUGGAGCUAUGGGGGUACUGUUUGGUUGGCUACUUUGUAGGGGUGUUUCCCGGACCUAGGACAGUCAACACUAUGAUCCAAAAAUGGGGGGUUCCUUGCAAAGCUAGACCACAUAGCAAAGGAUGGAUUAUCUUCAAGUUCCAAAGGGAGGCGGAUAGGGAUCAAGUCCUUCUAGAUGGACCUCAUUCCAUCUAUGGGAAAAUGUGCUACUUGAAAGUCCUUGAUGAUAACUUCUCAACACAUAGUGAUGAAUUCCUCAAAGUGCCUAUAUGGGUCAAAUUUCAUGGGCUGCCCAUGAGGGCUUGGAGAGAGGAUAUCCUAAGUGCCGUGGCUUCUAGAGUGGGUAAACCAUUGGCUACGGAUAGGGUGACACAAGAGAAAGCUAGAUCUUCAUAUGCUCGUGUUCUAAUUGAAGUAGAUGCGGCCAAGCCCCCUCCACUCCAAUUUGAUGUCAAACUUCCAUCCGGGGAGAUCUAUAGCCAAGGCGUAGUGUAUGAGACCUUUCCAAACUAUUGUUUUCAUUGCAAGAUCUUCGACCAUCACCCCUUCACAUGUAAAACACUCCAUGACUUGGAAAGGAAAGAAAGAGGAGAAGAAGUACCCCCCCCAAGAACCAAGGAAAAACACUACAUUUCAAAUAGAAGAACAAAGAAGGCAAAUCUAUACUAUCAAAGCUAAGAAUAGAUGCUAUCAUGAGGAGCAUCCAAAGGCCGAGACCACCAAGAGCAGCCAUGACCAGCCCGUGGCAGAAAGUUUGGAAAGAGAAGAGGGGGAGAUCAUUGAAGAGGAAGCCACAAUCUUAGAAGAAAACCCCCUUGCCUUGAUCUUGGCUACACCUAACAUUGAAAGGGAAGAACAAAAAGAAGAAGAACUAGUGGAUGAGCUUGACAAAAUCACGGCUAACAAAGAAGAGGAGCAAGGGACAUCAAAGGAAGAGAAGGAGGAUGUUGAUUUGGAAGUAAGAAUUAUCAAUGAUAUCCGAGAUAGCUACCAUGAUGAUGUGGUCAUUCAAGUAGAUUUCAUUGAAGGGAAGCCUCCCAAUCUUCACAUGGCCCACAUGAAUGAGCUAGAACUAACCAUGAAGCCGGGGGAAAAGCUUGUGAGACUUGAUAAUUGCCUCUCAAUCACCGAUGACUUGGAUGCACCGGGGAUUACAUUCACUAAAGCUUGCCUAGAGGGGCUGCCUGGGGUCAUCCAAAUAGAGGACGGGUAUGCUUUUGAUGCUUUCUUUAUGCGUAAUAUUCAUCAUCUUUUUCUUGGUAGGUAUUUUAGCGAAAAUGGCCUUCAAGGCAACACAUGGAAGAAAAGGCCAUGGCAAGGAAGGAAAAAGAGGAUCAAGGAUGAUGGGGGAACCAACUCAAUUGUUUAAUGAUCAUUACGGCAUGGAACAUAAGAGGCCUUAAUAAGGUCUCAAAACAAUCUCUUAUCUUUAAUUUUAUUCGUGCUCAUAAUGUACAUAUGUGUUGUUUGCUUGAAACUAAAAUGUCUACUUCUAAUUUUGAAAAACUUAAGGAAAAUAGAUGGCCACUAUGGUCUUCUAUUACAAAUUUUGAUACUAUAGAUGGUGGCCGCAUGGCCCUUAUGUGGAAUACGAACUAUGUUGACAUAGAUGUGCUUGAAAUUGACAAACAACAUAUUCAUUGCAAAUGUGUGUGUAAGACUACUCAAUUGAAUUUUAUGGUUACUUUUGUUUAUGCCUUGUACUCGGUGGGGGUGAGGAGAACCCUUUGGGAUCACGUUACCAAUUUGGGAUCUACCAUAAGUAGUCCUUGGCUAGUUAUGGGGGAUUUCAAUUGUGUUUCUUCCCCUAGUGAAAGGAUUGGCCCCACACCACCCUCGGCUUAUUACUUACAAGACUUAGUUGACUUCAAGCUUAACGCAAACCUUGUUGACACUCCUUCCACCGGUGAAUUUUUCACUUGGAAUAGGGGUUCACUUUGGGCUAAGUUGGAUAGAGUUUUAAUGAAUUCUUUUUGGAAUACUAAUGGUAUCACUUGCAAAACACAUUUUCAUGAUAUGGAGGUGGAAUGUGACCAUGUUGCACCAUUGGUUACUUUCGGCCAUAACCCCCCCUUGGGGUCAAAACCCUUCAAAUUUUUCAACAUGUGGCUUAAACAUGAGUCUUUUCCCUCUAUACUUCAUGAGAAUUGGUUUAUGUAUGUAAUGGGCAAUGCUCAAUUUUGGUUAGUUAAGAAACUCCAAGCUCUUAAGAAACCACUCAAGGAACUUAACAAGAAUGCUUUUGAUCAUAUUUCUUCUAAGGUAAAGGACUCAAAGAAAGAAUUUAAGAGAUUACAUAGUCUUCUCUUACUUUCCCCUUUGGAUGAUACCUUAAAGAAUGAUGUCCAAGUAGCUAAGAAGAGAGUGCUUUUUCUUAAAAUGGCCGAGGAUGCUUUUUACAGGCAAAAAGCGAAGGCUAUUCAUUUGAUCCAAGGGGAUAGAUGUACCAAAUACUUCCACUCUAUUGUGAAGAAGAGGGCUGCCAAGAAUUCCAUUACGGCUUUAAAACUAGCCAAUGGGGAACUAACUACCUCUAUGGAUCAAGUUGCAAAGGAAUUUGAGAAUUUUUAUGUCAAUUUGUUUGGAACCCCGGUAAGUUGUCCUCCAAUUGAGCCUAGCAUAAUUACAUCCGGGACAUGUCUAGGUACGGACCAAGCUUUAGGGCUGAUUUCCCCCGUUUUAGACAUUGAGAUUAAAAAUGCUAUGUUUGAUAUUGGGGAUGACAAGGCCCCGGGGCCAGAUGGUUUUACCUCUGCCUUUUUUAAAGAAAAUUGGUCAAUUGUUGGGGAAGAUGUGGUUGAGGCCGUGAGGGGCUUCUUUGAGUCUGGCAGGUUAUUAAAGCAAAUCAAUCACACGAUUAUUGCUUUAAUCCCUAAAACCUCAC